AAAUGCAUGUCUUGUUGGAUUUGGACCAUCAGUCAUCAUUGAACACCACCAACACUUCUUUGGACGUUGACUAUCCCAGUCUAGAGGCUGUAGACGUGCCGUUCCAGGUCACUUUGGUGACCCUCUUCUCUCUCACUGCUUGCCUUAGUCUCGGCGGCAACCUUACUGUCAUCGCGAUCCUUACUUUCGGGAAAAGAUCCUCAGGGGACCUCCGAGCGUUCCUAAUAAACUUGGCAGUGUCUGACGUCACGAUGGCUGUCUUCUCCAUUCCUUUUACUUACACUCUGUUCAUGCUCGGUCGCUGGAUAUUCCCGCCCUGGUUCUGUCCCAUAGCAAUGGCCAUGCAACACACCUCUGUUAUUGUCUCAGUGUAUACACUGAUGGCCAUAGGGAUUGACAGAUACAGAGCCAUCUGGUACCCAUUCGAGCGUCACAGUCGGAACCUGCGCAACAAAGUCGUGAUACUCGGUAUAUGGCUGAUGGCGGGCCUUGUGUCAGCUAUACAACUGAAGGUGGUUGAAGCCUACCAGUUUAAGUACGACGGCAGGUGGCAUUACGACUGCGCAGAGCGCUGGCUGGAACCACAACACGGUCGUAUGUACACCGUCUUCAUCUUCCUCUUCACCUUCGUAAUCCCGUUAUUUGGGAUGGCUCUUACUUAUUCGUCCAUUGCUUGGAAGAUGUGGCGACGAUCUUCUCCGGGCAACGCUGACCCGGAUCGUGAUCUGGUGCAGCUGAGAGCCAAGAGAAAGGUGAUCAAGAUGUUGGUGACGAUAGUAGUUUUGUUCUCGUUCUGUUGGCUGCCUCUCCAGAUAUUCAAUGCCGUCUACAACUUCUUCCCCGCCUUCGCUAACACUACUACCGACACCUCGCGCACCCUCUAUGCCCUCUCCUAUUUCGGCUGUCUAUGGCUCGCCAACGCCAACAGUUUUGUCAACCCUCUCAUUUACUGCUUCAUGAGUGAAAACUUUCGGGCAGAUUUGCGUGACUUGUUUUGGCGGGUCUGGAGGCGAGAGAAUAACCGGCAACAUCAUGGCGGUUCUCUCCGCAGCUCUACGCGCACUACCAUAAGCUUAGCUCACCAUUCAGAUUAUCCCAGAUCGUUUCGAAGAUCAAAAUACGAAAGAUCAUUCAAAAGCACAUCAUUCGAAAAACAUCCUGACAACAGAAAAUACAACGCUGUUCACUCCUACCUUUAGAGAAAUGUCUACUUCAAUCCAGGAAGAUAUGAAGUCAGAAAGACAUUUCACUAUAAAUCAGCUAAUGAAAGAAAGAUGAGGCGUCAUCAAAUUCAGAAAAAGGCGUUGACUGCAGAAAAGGAAGACACCUUUCCGAGUUCUUGUGUAAUUACUUCCAUUUCAUUUUAGGUUAGGUUUAGGUGGCCUAAUCAUUUUAUCGACACAAUGCAUAAAACAUUGAACUCAAGGAGGUUUUAAAAAGAAUUUAUAAGGAAUGUAAAU
Messenger RNA from Homalodisca vitripennis (glassy-winged sharpshooter), 1460 nucleotides. Its product is annotated as RYamide receptor-like. Gene Ontology annotation, molecular function: neuropeptide Y receptor activity. The coding region runs from base 3 to 1199 and encodes 398 amino acids. Lineage: Eukaryota; Metazoa; Arthropoda; Insecta; Hemiptera; Cicadellidae. Gene Ontology annotation, biological process: G protein-coupled receptor signaling pathway. The record is from RefSeq and is a predicted model, not a curated record. The transcript has 8 exons. Gene Ontology annotation, cellular component: membrane.